Messenger RNA from Dromiciops gliroides (monito del monte), 2394 nucleotides. It is a transcript of the gene CRNKL1, whose product is annotated as crooked neck pre-mRNA splicing factor 1. Gene Ontology annotation, biological process: spliceosomal complex assembly; mRNA splicing, via spliceosome. Bases 133 to 2196 code for a protein of 687 amino acids. The record is from RefSeq and is a predicted model, not a curated record. Gene Ontology annotation, molecular function: protein binding. NCBI's taxonomy places the organism in Eukaryota, Metazoa, Chordata, Mammalia, Microbiotheria, Microbiotheriidae. Gene Ontology annotation, cellular component: Prp19 complex; precatalytic spliceosome; post-mRNA release spliceosomal complex. The transcript has 14 exons.
UUCCGGCUCCGAGUUGUUUUCUGGGUCUUGAGCUGGCGGGAGGUGAGUUAGGAGCAGUUUCAAAGAGCUUAAAGAGUAUAAUUUACGGAUUGGAGUCGACUCUGAAGGGGUCGCGGGCCAGUCCACGCAAACAUGGCAGCCUCUACCGCGGCCGGAAAGCAACGGAUCCCCAAAGUGGCAAAGGUGAAAAACAAAGCCCCUGCUGAAGUACAGAUCACAGCAGAACAGCUUUUGAGAGAAGCUAAAGAAAGAGAGCUUGAGCUUCUGCCCCCACCUCCUCAACAGAAGAUCACAGAUGAAGAAGAAUUAAAUGAUUAUAAACUAAGGAAAAGAAAGACUUUUGAGGACAAUAUAAGGAAGAAUAGAACUGUGAUUAGUAACUGGAUAAAAUACGCACAAUGGGAAGAGAGUCUAAAAGAAAUUCAAAGGGCCCGUUCCAUAUACGAGCGUGCCUUAGAUGUGGACUAUCGAAAUAUCACCCUCUGGCUAAAAUAUGCAGAAAUGGAAAUGAAGAAUCGUCAAGUAAAUCAUGCCCGAAAUAUCUGGGAUCGGGCCAUCACAACUCUUCCCCGGGUCAACCAGUUCUGGUACAAAUACACUUAUAUGGAGGAGAUGUUGGGAAAUAUUGCUGGUGGUCGGCAAGUAUUUGAACGCUGGAUGGAAUGGCAGCCUGAGGAGCAAGCCUGGCAUUCCUAUAUUAACUUUGAACUGAGAUAUAAAGAAGUGGAUCGGGCACGUUGCAUUUAUGAAAGAUUUGUCCUCGUGCACCCUGACGUUAAGAAUUGGAUCAAGUAUGCUCGCUUUGAAGAAAAACAUGGCUACUUUGCUCAUGCAAGGAAAGUAUAUGAAAGAGCUGUGGAAUUCUUUGGAGAUGAACAUAUGGAUGAACAUCUCUAUGUGGCCUUUGCAAAGUUUGAAGAAAAUCAGAAAGAAUUUGAAAGGGUACGAGUGAUCUACAAAUAUGCCCUGGACAGGAUUUCAAAGCAGGAAGCCCAAGAACUCUUUAAAAAUUACACAAUCUUUGAAAAGAAAUUUGGGGAUAGGCGAGGUAUUGAAGACAUCAUUGUGAGCAAACGGAGAUUUCAGUAUGAAGAGGAGGUGAAGGCCAAUCCACACAAUUAUGAUGCCUGGUUUGAUUAUUUGCGAUUGGUGGAAAGUGACGCGGAACCAGACACUGUGCGAGAGGUAUAUGAAAGAGCCAUCGCCAACGUGCCACCAAUCCAAGAGAAGAGGCACUGGAAGCGAUAUAUAUACCUCUGGAUCAACUACGCACUUUAUGAAGAGUUGGAAGCAAAGGAUCCAGAAAGGACCAGGCAGGUAUAUCAAGCUUGUUUGAAACUGAUUCCUCACAAAAAGUUUACAUUUGCCAAAAUAUGGCUACUGUAUGCCCAGUUUGAAAUAAGACAGAAAAAUCUGCCAUUUGCCAGAAGAGCUUUGGGCACCUCUAUUGGCAAGUGUCCCAAAAAUAAAUUGUUUAAAGUCUACAUUGAAUUGGAGCUGCAGCUUCGAGAAUUUGACCGGUGCCGGAAACUUUAUGAAAAGUUCCUGGAAUUUGCACCAGAAAAUUGUACAUCAUGGAUCAAAUUUGCCGAGUUAGAGACAAUUCUUGGAGAUAUUGAAAGAGCCCGGGCAAUAUAUGAGUUGGCUAUUAGCCAGCCACGCUUAGACAUGCCAGAGGUGCUUUGGAAAUCCUAUAUUGACUUUGAAAUUGAACAAGAAGAAUCUGACAAAACAAGAAGUCUUUACCGGAGAUUGCUGCAGCGAACACAACAUGUUAAAGUAUGGAUCAGUUUUGCCCAAUUUGAGCUGUCUUCGGGAAAUGAAGAAAGUUUAACUAAAUGCAGAAAAAUUUAUGAAGAAGCCAACAAAACUAUGAGGAACUGUGAAGAGAAGGAAGAAAGACUCAUGUUAUUAGAAUCCUGGCGAAACUUUGAAGAUGAAUUUGGAACAGAAUCUCAUAAGGAGAGAGUGGACAAACUCAUGCCGGAGAAAGUUAAGAAGAGAAGAAAAGUACAGGCAGAAGAUGGGUCUGAUGCUGGCUGGGAAGAGUAUUAUGAUUACAUCUUUCCAGAAGAUGCAGCAAACCAGCCCAACCUCAAACUGCUGGCAAUGGCCAAACUUUGGAAGAAACAGCAGCAAGAAAAGGAUGCUGCAGAACAAGACCCAGACAAAGACAUGGAUGAGAGUGAAUCUUGACUUUUUCCAUGUUGUUGCGUUUUUGUUAUUUUUUAUAAAUUCCUACUCUACAAUUAUUGUGACUUAGGAAACUUUUGUGCAGUAUUUUUUAUCAGGGGUGAACCUUGUAUCUUUCCUAUGCUAUGUCUUUAAAAUAUUGCUGAGUUAGCAUUGAGAUUGUAAAUAAAGGACAUAAAAUUGCUUUCUUUAUAACACAAA